This is a messenger RNA of Coccomyxa subellipsoidea C-169, 999 nucleotides long. RefSeq lists its product as hypothetical. Lineage: Eukaryota; Viridiplantae; Chlorophyta; Trebouxiophyceae; Coccomyxaceae. The coding region runs from base 1 to 999 and encodes 332 amino acids. The record is from RefSeq and is a predicted model, not a curated record. The transcript has 6 exons.
AUGCCAGCGGCUCCAGCAGGGCAGAGGGUCUUUUUUGCAUCGAAUCUGCGCGACAAUGCGCCGCUCAUGCCUCACUACAUAACCCAGAUGCUGUUCACUGUCACAGCCCUCCCUGUUGGGAGUGCCUUUGUGUCCAUCUAUGAGAGCGGCAGCACGGACGCAACAGGCGGUAAAGCUCGGCCGGAUGGCAAAGACCGAAUCCACCACCUAGCACACAUGCGAAACCUGGCCACCAAAAAGAUGCGGCAGGGGCCAAAUGGGGAGCUGCCGCGGUGGCACGCGGACAGGCUGGUGUUUAUAAAUGACGUGUACUUCUGCGCGCGCGACGCGCUGCGCCUGCUGCACCACGUCAGCGCUGACCUGGCGUGCAGCAUGGACUUCCUGCAGUGGAAGGACGCGCCCUCCACCGUCAACGUGUACCCCUACGGCGUCGACGGCCCCCCUCUCUCGGUGGUGGCGGACCCGGAGAAGCUGCAGUUCUAUGACGUGUGGGUGGCGCGCGACGUGGAGGGCAAGCCGCUUUCUAAUACAUCUCCCUUUGUGAACCACGGCUACUCGCUGCAGCGGCUGCGGCGGGGGCUACCCUUCCCGGUGUCCUGCUGCUGGAACGGCAUGCUUUCCAUCAACGCCGAGCCCUUCCGGCUAGGCUACGAGUUCAGGGCGGGGGGUGAGGGGGAGUGCAGGGAGUCGGAGACAUCUGUGAUGUGUAAGGAUUUCCUGCGCAUGGGCUACUCCAAUUUCAUCGUCGACCCCGCCGUGCGCCUAGCGUAUCACCCUGGGGAGGCCCGCCAGCUGUACACCUCCAAGGUGGACAUUCCUGUGGCGCCCUGGGGUGAGGUGGCAGCCGCACCGGAAAUCGAUUUUGAAUUUGCGCCGCGCAAGUUCCACAUGACAUGCUGUGACAAAGCGGGUGACGGCAGUGAUGAUGUGGAUUUCUUCAAGUGCCGGCCUCUCCCUGAAGUGUUUUCGCGCUCUGUUCCCGUUGCAUCGGCGGCGUGA